This is a messenger RNA of Melanotaenia boesemani (Boeseman's rainbowfish), 2440 nucleotides long. Its product is annotated as microtubule-associated protein RP/EB family member 3-like. Gene Ontology annotation, biological process: protein localization to microtubule plus-end; regulation of microtubule polymerization or depolymerization; spindle assembly. Gene Ontology annotation, cellular component: microtubule organizing center; cytoplasmic microtubule; microtubule plus-end. The coding region runs from base 174 to 959 and encodes 261 amino acids. The record is from RefSeq and is a predicted model, not a curated record. The transcript has 8 exons. Lineage: Eukaryota; Metazoa; Chordata; Actinopteri; Atheriniformes; Melanotaeniidae. Gene Ontology annotation, molecular function: microtubule plus-end binding.
GCGCAACUUGCUGAGACGACAGUCGGGGGGUAUAGCAACGGAAAACCCAUCAACAGAAGCAACGGGACGGCAGUGAAGGGGACAGUGUUUGCCUCUGUCUUUCUCUAAGGUGGUUAAACAAAACCCAGUUCUCAACAGUACACACCAAAACACACACCCAGUACAGCAGGAGGAUGGCGGUGAAUGUCUACUCCACCUCUAUGACUGUAGAGAAUCUGAGUCGUCAUGACAUGCUGGCGUGGGUCAACGACUCUCUACAGCUCACCUACACAAAGAUUGAGCAGCUCUGUUCAGGCGCUGCUUAUUGCCAGUUCAUGGACAUGCUGUUUCCGGGGUGUAUAUUGUUGAAAAAAGUCAAGUUCAAUGCCAAACUGGAGCAUGAAUACAUCCACAAUUUCAAGGUCUUACAGGCUGGUUUCAAGAGGAUGAACGUGGACAAGAUCAUCCCAGUGGAGAGGUUGGUGAAGGGGAAGUUCCAGGACAACUUUGAGUUCCUUCAGUGGUUUAAGAAGUUUUUUGAUGCCAACUAUGAUGGGAAAGAAUACGACCCUCUAAUGAUGAGGCAGGGCCAGGAAGGAACGCCACCUCCGCCUAACCCAGGCCCCAUGAGAACGUCUCCCACAGCACCGAAAAGCGUCCCCGCUCCACAGAGGCAGAUCAACAUACCAACAGCCCGCAGGAACACUCCAGUGACCAGAAAUGGAGGAGAUGCUGAGCUCAUAGAGCUCAACCAGCAGAUUAUGGAUCUGAAACUGACUAUAGAUGGAUUGGAGAAAGAGCGAGAUUUCUAUUUCGGAAAGCUGAGAGACAUUGAGCUGAUCUGCCAAGAGAGCGAAAAUGGAAGCAGCCCAGUCCUCAGCAAAAUCAUAGACAUACUGUAUGCUACCGAGGAGGGAUUCGCACCACCAGAAGAUGAGGAAAUUGACGAAGGAACACGAGGAGACCAAGAAGAGUUUUGAAUUCUUCCUCAUUCUUCUUCAUCUUUUACCCAGUUUAUUAUUUAAUACCCCCUCCCUCUUUGUUUCACCCUAUUAAAUUACUUUUUACAGCCUCCCCUGACUUCUCCCACUUGGCCCACGGCUGUGCAAAUCUACAAUGCCAUUGUUGUACAGCCCACUUCCAAAGGACACUUAACCCAGACCUGUCUGGACUAGGACCCAACAGUCUGGCUUGGCUUAAUCGACUAAUUCUAACUGUUAUCAGAGUGGACAGCUGCACUGCAGAACUAGUUUAGCUCACUAGUCUGACAGAAGUUUGAAGUUAACAGCAGUAUGAUAACAGAGAUGCAGCUCUGGAGCAGAUGGUGCGAUGAAUCUAUAUGUCUGAGGAGCAGGUCAAUUUCUCACACCAUGCACUCUUAUCUGUGCCCACGCACACACACACACUAACAUGCUUCAAGGUUCGUUCCAGGGUUUAUAUAUGAAACCAAGCAAUGUUUUACAAAAGAUUCUAUCAAGUUAUUUUGAUAUUAUGACUGAAAAUUUCACAAGGUGAGAUUAUAUAAUGUUUUAUCCUGUAGAAGAGCGAUCAAUCUCAUGGAUUUGUUUUAAUCCUGUAACAUAUAAUGAUAAAUGAUGUGAACAUUUAGCCCACAGACAUAUCACUGACUUCAAACUUGUCACAUGUACAGUACCUGCUCAUGGAAGUCAUUGUUCUGAGGUAAAAACAUCACACGUUUUACAUCGUUAUUCCGUCAGAAAAGGUUUUUAAUAAAAUAACAGCUUUGUCAUGUCCUGACAGCUUGUUUAGGAGACAGCAUGUUGUAUUUAUGUUUUUAUUUAUUUAUCUUUUUUAAUCUGCUCUAUACAGUUUCUGAAAAAAUGUGGCUUGGAUUUGGGGAGAUUAAAGGUCUUGCACUAAAUGUAGCGAAACAAACAAACUGAAAUGAUCCAAAAUGCCAACAUGCAGUGACUGUCAUCUGCCAGAGAUACAGAAAGAUGCAAUUUUAUAUUUUGUAGGUUGUUUUGAAGAAAUGUCAUUUUUUUUUUUUUUUUUUUGUGUAUGUUUUGUUUUUUUCCACUGUAUUCUUCGCUAGCCAAGUCAGAGGUGUCAGUGUAAAUUUUAUUUACCAGACAAAUAUCAGGCUAUGAAUAAACAAAUAAAAAAAAACAAGGAAAGAAUGAAAAAAGGAAAAUUAACACUACAGACAGACACUACUAAAUACUAAUGUUUGACUGUGUUAAUUGAGUUAAACAUUGUAGCUGCUAUCAUUACUUUUCUUUUGCCGUAUUUGAGUUUUUAUAUGUUGCAUAGGGCUGCUAACAAAAGAAAGCUUGGUUUAUUGUGAAUGACAGCCAAGCUGAGUGUGAUGGACAUUAAUUGGACCAGUCUCAGAGGAAAUACAUCUGAUCCUCUCACAGUUUGUUACCUUGGCAGCCAUGUGAUAAAUUUGCAUCAUUUGGAGUUUCUGCAGGUAUGUAAUAAAGCUCUGAGAUUUCAA